Euleptes europaea (tarantolino) is the source of this 752-nucleotide messenger RNA. RefSeq names its product zinc finger protein 3-like. The coding region runs from base 43 to 735 and encodes 230 amino acids. NCBI's taxonomy places the organism in Eukaryota, Metazoa, Chordata, Lepidosauria, Squamata, Sphaerodactylidae. Gene Ontology annotation, biological process: negative regulation of transcription by RNA polymerase II; regulation of cytokine production; regulation of immune system process. The transcript has a single exon. The record is from RefSeq and is a predicted model, not a curated record.
GGCACUGCAGUAAUAAAACACCCUGUUCGGCGAAGAAAAUGUAUGUCCAAUAAACAGCAUCCAUGCCCUGAGUGUGGGAAGAUCUUCAACCGGACUUCAUCCCUUAAUGCCCAUCGGAGAGUCCACACAGGUGAAAAGCCCUAUAAGUGUGCCGAGUGUGGGAAGAGUUUCAGUAAGAGUUCACACCUCAUUGCUCAUCAGAGAAUCCAUACAGGCGAAAGACCCUACUCUUGUGUGACUUGUGGGAAAAGCUUCAAUCAUUCCUCACAUCUUAUUAUCCACCAGAGAACCCACACGGGGGAGAAACACUAUAAAUGUCUGGAGUGUGGGAAAAACUUUCGGUACAGCUCUGAUCUCAUCAGGCACCAGAUUGAGCACGAGGGAGAAAAACCCUACAGAUGCCCUGACUGUGGGAAAUGCUUCAAUCGGAGUUCAAACCUUCUUAUACACCAGAGAAUCCACACGGGGGAGAGACCCUACAAAUGCCUUGACUGUGGGAGAAGCUUCAGCUACAGCUCAGUCCUGAUCAGGCAUCAAAGAGUACACACAACUGAGAAGCCUUAUAAAUGCCCAGAGUGUGGGGAAGGUUUCCAUGUGAAUGCCAGCCUCAUAACGCAUCACAGAGUUCACACGGGAGAGAAACACUAUUCAUGCCCAGAGUGUGGGAAAAGUUUCAGAUGGAUCUCACACCUUGCUAGGCAUCGAAAGAUUCAUGAUACAGAGAAACCGACAUAAAAGCCGAGACUAUUGCA